Molecule: messenger RNA, 2681 nt
Organism: Neurospora crassa OR74A
Lineage: Eukaryota; Fungi; Ascomycota; Sordariomycetes; Sordariales; Sordariaceae
Exons: 2
Coding region: 1-2139 (712 amino acids)
Molecular function (GO): protein binding
Source: RefSeq, a predicted model, not a curated record
AUGAACAUCCACUUUGCCAAUAGGCCCGGUCCUGUGACUGCGAUCAGCAAGCCCUAUUCAGACAUCCCCCAUCCUUCAGGGCCCGACUAUAUCGACCGCCCGAUCAUUACGGAUUGGCUCCAGCAAGAACUCAACAAAUCCCCGAGUCGCGCUGCGCUUGUUGGACUUGGUGGUAUUGGCAAGUCUAAGCUCGCCAUCCGCUACGCCGAACAAGUCUGCAAAGAAUCACCGGAUACAUACAUCUUUUGGGUUAAUUCGGCCACCAAAGACACAUUUGUUCAAGGAUUUCGUCGUAUCUCUGAGAAACUCGGCCUCCCUAACGAGUAUGGUGUUGGCACCGAUAUGCUCAGGCAGGUGUUCAACUGGCUGCGUGAUGGAGAGAAUGGGCCGUGGGUUAUGAUCCUCGACAAUGCGGACGAUUACUUCGUGUUCAGGAAUAAAAGAACCAACAGCGAUGUAACUCCAGCCAUAGACUCGGGGAUGCUUGAUUCGUUCCUGCCGCAAACUGGUAACGGCAGAAUCCUGAUCACAUCCCGCAGUCUAGACACAGCCAGAAUACUAGCGCUUAGCCUUGACAACACUCUGGUGGUUCCAGAAAUGGAAGAGAAUCAGGCGAGAUUGCUCUUCAGAAGAAAGCUCGGUGACCUCGGUGAAAGCGACGAAAUAUCACGAAGGGUUGUUCUCACCCUGAACUGCAUCCCUCUUUGCAUCUCCCAAGCGGCAGCAUACAUCCAAAAUCUACAGCCUCGGAUGACGUGUGCUAAGUACUUGGAGAAGUUCAAUGGCAGGAACUUCGUUUUUCUCAGCAGUCGUGACAGCGAGGGUCGGUACAAUCCGGAUGCUAAAAAUAAGGAAGUGGAGAUCAAGACCUGGCAGAUCACUUUCAAUCAAAUACGCGACGAGCGGCAGUCCGCUGCUGGUCUGUUGUCCUUGAUGAGCUUCUUUCAGCCCCAGGGAAUUCCGGAGUGGGUACUCCAGAAGCACUACAGCGAGAUGGUCAAUGAGAACAGCAGCAUUGAUAUUGGUCACAAUGGCGAGGACGAAUUUGAAAAUGAUUUGACCCUAUUGCGCGACUACUCCCUUGUGACAGUGGCUGAAGACGCAAAAUCGUUUCAGAUGCACAGCCUUGUGCAAUCUUUCACCCGUAGUUGGUUGGAAGCCUCGCAUGAGGAUCACAAAUGGAGGCGCUGCUUUCAGCAACUGAUGAUCAAAAGUUUUCCCGAAGAUUGGCUAGAAAAUUGGAGUGCUUGUGGUGAACUAACGCCACAUAUUGAGCCCUUGGUGAAUACAACUGCUUGUCAGCUGGAAGAUGGAGGCGAAACAAUUCGUUUCUUAGAGCUACUUCGCAAAGUCGGGGGGUAUAAGCAUGCCACGGCUAUGUAUGAGACGGCGUUGAAGAUCUUCACUAAAGCCGAGCAACUGGCUGUACAAAAGCUGGGCGAGGACCACGAACAAGUCUACAAAAUUGCAGCCUCCAAGGCGCCAUCAUUGGGGAACAGCGGGUCCGUGGCUGCGGCGGAAGCAGCUGCCCUUGAAGCAUACAAAGGCUUAACAAGAAUUCUCGGUGUGGACAAUCCAACUACCCGUUAUACAGGCAAGAUAUAUGCUUCAUCCCUGGAGAUGACUGGGAAACUAGAUGAAGCGCAAGCCAUAUAUCUGGAGGUGCUGGAGUCUCAGAAACGUGUCACAAAUUCUGAGUUUAUAGGGUUAGGUGUUACCCUCAUGGGACUUGGAAAUAUUGCUUACAGAACAAGACAUCAUGCAGAAGCGGAGAGACUAUACAGCCUGGCAUACCAGUCCGGAUUUUAUUCAAACGGCUUGACAUCUCCGUUCACAAUCACCAGUCUGGGUAGAGUUGCGCUUGUUUUAGUAGCACAAGAAAAAUGGGCAGAGGCGGAACCUAUCAUCGAUGAAGCGGUGGAGCAACAUAUCGAGGUAAUGGGUCCAGAUCAUCCGAAUACACUUGAGGCUCGUAGUCUUCAAGCUAGCAAGUUGGUCUAUCAAAAGCGGUUCAGGGAGGCCGAAGACAUGCUAUGCAGAGUGUUAGAGGCCAAGAGGAAAGUACUCGGUCCUGAGCACCCUUCAACAAUUAGUACUCUCAUGCUGUAUAGGGACGUUUUGACACGUCAAGGGAAAUGAGAAGAGGGGGGAGGAAUCGGACGAAAUCAUUCGGAAAUGCAGAGAAGACUUCUAGAUCCUGAGCACCCUGAUCACUCACGUCACUCUCCGCACUUGCGAGAAUGACGUACAAGUGUGAUCGUAGUGCAGAGGCUGAGAUUAUCUUUCGUCAAAUAUGGAAGUCACGGAAGCAGGUGUUAGGGCCAAAGCACCCCGAUACACUUGACAGCUUGGAAUGGGUUGAAAACCUGAUUCCGAAACUUGGGCAAUUCGAGGAAGCAGACGAGAUUCUUCAUCAAGUGUUGGAACUACAGAAGCGGGUACUAGGCCCAUAGCACCCUAAAAUUUUUAAUACCCUUAGUCGCCUUAGAUUUGUUACCAGCCGUCUAUCGCGCGAAGAAGAGGCAGAGAGAGUCUAGUAUGAACGAUGGCAGCUGGCGCAGAGAAUUCAUGACCCUACACAUCCCGUAUCACUCAAGUAUCACCUUCGUUUGGGCUCCUGGUUUGCGAGCCGCGCUCGCUAUGGGGAAGCGGAGGAGACCUUUCGACAGGUCAUUGAAUUG